AUGGGUGACUUAGGCGAAUGCAUGCUCAUCAAUCGCAUUGCUUCAAAACUUGACCCAGAAACCAGAAAGGCGUGGGAACUAUCUCAAACUGCUGGAGAGUUGCCAGAUUAUGACGACACCAUUGAAUUCCUUCGUGAACGAUGCCGAGUAUUAGAAAAGAUUCGACUUUCAAUAAAACCCGUUAUCAAGAAUUCAAGACCUACAAGAGAUUUCCAAGAAACGAAAGUAAAGGCAAGUGUGCUGGUUGCAACUCACAACAAAUGUCCUCAAUGUCCGAAGAGUCACAAACUUUGGGAGUGUGAUGAUUUUAAAAGUGCUAGUUUGUCUGAUAAAUACGCUACCCUCCGCCGCAGUGGCCUUUGUUUUAAUUGUUUGCUGCAAGGUCACAGAUCGCCAGAUUGCUCCUCCCAUAGUACGUGCAAGAAAUGCAAGAAACGUCAUCAUACUUUCCUGCAUCCUGAUGAUGGUUUCAAGAAGCCCAGCAAGCUUGUUGGUAAAACAUCGUCUACGAAAUUGGAAGAAUCGAAACCCGAACAACCGUCGAGGGAUGACAACGAUGAAACGAACCGCUCCAAUUUUUGCGUCCAACCGAGAGAUUUUGACAGGCAGAUUCUCCUUUCGACAACAAUGGUUCUUGUUCAUGGCAAAGGCGAUCAACUCUACCCCUGUCGUGUUCUCCUUGACUCGGGUUCUCAUACUAGCUUCGUGACUGAACGAUUUGCGACGUUAUUGGCUUUUAAAAGAAUUCCGGCUAAGUACAGCAUUAGUGGUUUGAAUGACAUCCAAACUAAGGUCCGUUCCAAAGUCCAUACGAAGGUGGAAUCUCGUAUCGCCAACUAUUCUGUUUGUCUUGAGCUGCUUGUGGUACCCAAAAUUACUGGCAAUCUUCCGUUAACGAAAAUUGAAACUGCUGCUUUGAGUUUGCCAAACGACCUCCAACUUGCGGACCCUGAGUUUGAUGUACCUGGUAAAAUCAACAUGUUAUUAGGAGCGGAGGUAUUUUUCGACAUGCUGAAGUCUGAUCGGAUGCAUAUUCCUCGUUGUUCCGCUGUGCUCCAAGAGACUCAAUUUGGCUGGGUUUUAAGCGGUUCCGUUCCCAUUGAAGCAAAUUCUGUCGUCCACUCGUUUUGUACCACCGUUACCGAAGAAAAUCUAGACCGAUUGGUAAACCGUUUUUGGGAAAUUGAGUCAUUUGAAAACGAUAAUUUCCCUCCUUCGACCACAGAACAAGAUUGCUUGCGACAUUUUGAGGAAACACACCGACGUGACUCUGAGGGACGAUUUAUUGUUCGGCUCCCUUUCAAUGACGACAAAAAUAGACUGGGCAACUCAAAACGCAUGGCUGAGAGAAGAUUCUUGGCUCUAGAGAAACGUCUCGAUCAAGCACCAGAAUUGAAGAAGCAAUACAGCGACUUUUGGAAGGAGUAUGAAUCACUUGGGCAUAUGAGGGAGAAUCGAACAGCCGACGCAGAUCAGACUUCAAGUUUCUACUUACCGCACCACUACGUUUUGAAGCCAUCCAGCACGACAACUAAGCUUCGCGUAGUGUUCGAUGGAUCUGCUACUUCGGACUCUGGGGUCUCGAUUAACCAAACGCAGAUGAUAGGACCGAUUGUGCAAAAUGACUUGAUCGCUAUCCUGUUGAACUUUUGA
Molecule: messenger RNA, 1653 nt
Organism: Uranotaenia lowii
Lineage: Eukaryota; Metazoa; Arthropoda; Insecta; Diptera; Culicidae
Exons: 1
Coding region: 1-1653 (550 amino acids)
Source: RefSeq, a predicted model, not a curated record